Messenger RNA from Phaeoacremonium minimum UCRPA7, 2313 nucleotides. Its product is annotated as putative nucleolar complex protein 2 protein. The transcript has a single exon. The coding region runs from base 1 to 2313 and encodes 770 amino acids. The record is from RefSeq and is a predicted model, not a curated record. NCBI's taxonomy places the organism in Eukaryota, Fungi, Ascomycota, Sordariomycetes, Togniniales, Togniniaceae. Gene Ontology annotation, biological process: ribosomal large subunit biogenesis. Gene Ontology annotation, cellular component: Noc2p-Noc3p complex; nucleolus; Noc1p-Noc2p complex.
AUGGCCACCUCAAAGAAGAACCUCAAGGCGACCAAGAAGUUCGAGAAGAAGCACCUGAAGGGCGUCCUCGAAAAACGAAAGGCUGGCGCAAAGAUCAAGCAGCGCCAGCAGAUCAAGGAGAAAAAGCAAGCGAAGCGGUCCAAAGAUGACGAGUUCUACAAGGGCGUUAAGCCGGCGAAUGGCGCACCCAGCAGCAGCAAGAAGCCCGGCGCCAAGGUCAGCGACAUGAGCGUCGAUGACUUUUUUAAGGGCGGGUUCGAGAUCAUCGACAAGGGCAAGUCGGCGAAGAAGGACGCCAGCGGAAAGCUAGGCAAGAGAAAGCGUGAUGCGCCAGCGACCGAUGAUGCCUCUUCCGACGAAUCGAGCGAUGCAGAAUUGGCCCUUGAUACCCCUGCUCGGGCAGACGAUAGUGAAGAGGACUCCGCAGAUGAGGAUGUCGGCAUGAGCAAGAGCGCGAUGGAUGCCUUGGCCAAAGACGACCCCGAGUUCUACGAGUUCCUCAAGGAGAACGAUCCCGAAGCAUUAGACUUUGACGAGAAUCAGGAUUUGAAGGAGAUCGACGAGCUUAGCGCAAGUGAGGAUGAGCAGCCCAAGAAGAAGCGCAAGAAGAGCAAGAAGGCUGCGGAAGAAGAGGAGGAUUCAGAUGAUGAGUUCACACAGAGCAACGAGUUGACGAAAGAUAUGGUUGCCAAGUGGAAGGCAUCCAUGACCGAGAAGCACUCACUCCGUGCCGCAAGGCAAGUUGUGCUCGCAUUCAGAUCUGCGGCUCACUUAAACGAGGCGGAUGAGGAGAAUAAUCAGCGAUACACCAUAUCGAAUCCCGAGGCUUUCCACGACAUUUUGGUUGUUGCAUUGAAGCACAUACCCGAGGUUUUGCAACACCAUGUCCCUGUCAAGGAGUCGGCUGCCGGGAAGGUCUAUGUGCCGACCGAUUCGAAAAAGUUCAAGACAUUAUCUAUUCUUAUCCGGAGUUAUACGGCUUCCAUUCUUCACCUUCUAAGCACCCUGUCGGACGAUGCCACCCUCAAACUUACUAUUUCCGCGCUCACGCCUCUUCUUCCAUACAUGCUCUCAUUCCGAAAGGUCCUCAAGAAUCUCAUCAAGACCGUAGUGCAUUUUUGGUCUCAAUCCUCUAGCAGUGAAGCGACACGAAUUACAGCUUUCCUAGUUCUUCGGCGGCUAGUGGUCAUUGGUGACAAGGGUGUACGAGAAGCUGUACUCAAAGUCACCUAUCAAGGUCUGAUUCAAGGCAGCCGAUCGACGAAUGCAAACACAAUUCAGGGCAUCAACCUGAUGAAGAACUCAGCAGCAGAGCUGUGGGGCAUUGACCAGGGGAUUGGGUACACGACUGCAUUCACCUUCAUUCGACAACUGGCCAUUCAUCUCCGCAACAGUAUCGCGCACAACCAAAAUGACUCGUACAGGGCAGUCUACAAUUGGCAAUACGUCCACUCUCUCGACUUUUGGUCAUGUGUGCUGUCAGAGCAUUGCAGUCCCCUGAAGGAGGCAGAAGCUGGGAAGGAAAGCCAGCUGAAGCUCCUCAUCUACCCUCUUGUUCAGGUCACUCUUGGCGCUAUGCGAUUGAUACCCACCUCCGUAUACUUCCCCUUACGAUUCCAACUCACUCGAUCUCUACUUCGUCUUUCUCGCGCCACAGGCACCUAUAUUCCCCUAGCAUCUGCUCUGCUGGAGGUGCUGAACUCUGCCGAGAUGAAGAAGCCGCCGAAAGCUACUACUCUUAAGGCGCUCGACUUUAAUGUUGCUUAUAGAGCACCCAAAUCAUACCUUCGGACUCGCGUCUACCAGGAUGGUGUCGGCGACCAGAUAGUGGAGCUACUUUCCGAGUACUUUGUCCUCUGGUCAACGAACAUUGCUUUCCCUGAGUUCUCUUUGCCUGUCAUCAUCAUGUUGAAGCGAUGGCUGAAGGAGGUGCGAGGCAACAAGGGCGGUGGUAACAAGAACGGGAAGCUAGCCUCGAAUGUUAUGCUGUUGGUGCAGAAACUCGAGGCGAACGGGAAGUUCAUCGAGGAGAAGAGGGCUAGAGUAGACUUUGCUCCAAAGAACAGGACACAGGUUGAUGCAUUCUUGAAGGACUUCGACUGGGAGAAAACACCUGUCGGAGCUUUUGUAGUUGUUCAACGAAAGAUCCGUACGGAGAAGCAGAAAAUGUUGGACGAGGCUAGGAAAGAAGACGAGCGAAAGCGGAAGGAGGAUGAGAAACAGGAGUUGAAUGGGGAGAUUGAAGAUGGUAGUGUAUCUGGAGACAACGACGCUGAAGACCUGGAAGAGAGUGAGAUGGAAUUUGAGGAGUGA